GAAUAGGUUUGUUUUCUAUACUGUAUAACGUCACUACUAUUCAACAAAAGGUGGUAAAAGUCGGGCUUUGCGGAAGUACACAACUUGCAGACUUAUCAAUGGAAACAGUGCCCAAACACUUUUAUGCAUGUUUUCAGGAUGAUAGCAGAAGCGUUUACAUCACAGUGUUUUGUCGUCUUAUCAAAAUGUGAACGUUUGUUUUGAGGUGAUAUGUAGCUGCUUUAGAGCCCCCCGACCUGGAGGUCUUUGGAGUGGGUGUGUCUAGGUUCUCUUGGCAAAACACACAGGAAGGGAGCGCCUGUGCCUGUUUUGCGCGGGGCUGCUGGAGACAGGCAGAGACGGGGUUGGUGAUGGGAGACAGCUAAGUAGGAAGUGCGACUAUACCUUUAAGUGAAAUAAAACGAAACAAGAAGCAGUCAGGGGUGUCGCUUAGCUAGUUUGCUGGGCUUACAGACAGUUUCGAUAUGAUAUUUGUUAAACUAAUUCUCAUGUUUUGCUGUCUACGAUAUAUUACAGGUUACUUUGGGAAUUCCUUGAACAAAUACAUUCGCCAUUAUGAGGGUUUAUCAUAUGACACCGAGGCCCUGCACAACAGUCACCAGAGAGCCAAGAGGUCACUCUCUCCUGAAGACGGGACUGUGCACCUGGACUUCCAUGCACAUGGAAGACAAUUUAAUUUGCGGAUGAAGAGGGAUAAAACAAUAUUUUCUCCAGAUCUCAUCAUCGAGGUAUCGGGAGAGGAGUCACCCAUUGAUACAUCACAUAUUUACAGUGGAGAACUUUUCGGGGAGAAGGGCACACUGACCCAUGGCUCUGUGGUCGAUGGGCGCUUUGAGGGCUUCAUCAAAACCCACCAAGGAACAUACUACGUUGAACCCUCAGAGAGGUACCUACAGGACAAGAACGUGCCCUUCCACUCCGUGAUCUAUCACGAAGAUGACAUCAAUUUUCCUCAUAAAUAUGGCUCAGAGGGUGGCUGUGCUGACCACUCUGUGUUUGAGAGGAUGAAGAAGUACCAGGCAUCAGCAGUAGAGGAGCCAGUAAAAGGGGUGAGCAGUGUGUUAGAGGAGGAGAGCUCUCAUGGUCCUGUCGUGUUGAGGAGGAAGAGGGAAGUGAAAAACACCUGCCAGCUCUUCAUCCAGACUGACCACUUCUUCUUCAAAUACUAUGGCACAAGAGAGGCUGUCAUUGCCCAGAUCUCAAGCCAUGUGAAGGCUAUCGACUCAAUUUACCAGGCCACAGACUUCAUGGGCAUCCGAAACAUCAGCUUCAUGGUUAAAAGGAUCAAGAUAAACACCACUGAUGAUGUAACGGACAAAAGCAAUCCUUUUCGCUUUGCCAACAUUGGAGUGGAGAAGUUUUUGGAGCUCAACUCUGAACAAAACCAUGAUGACUACUGCCUGGCCUACGUCUUCACUGAUAGGGACUUUGAUGAUGGUGUCCUUGGCUUGGCUUGGGUUGGUGCACCCUCAGGAAGCUCUGGGGGCAUCUGUGAGAAGAGUAAACUGUACUCUGAUGGGAAAAGGAAGUCUCUGAACACAGGUAUCAUCACUGUGCAGAACUAUGCUUCCCAUGUCCCUCCUAAGGUGUCACACAUUACCUUCGCUCAUGAGGUCGGGCACAACUUUGGCUCUCCUCAUGAUUCUGGCAUCGAAUGCACCCCAGGAGAGUCUACUAUGCAGGAAAAAAAGGAGCGGGGAAACUACAUCAUGUAUGCCAGAGCGACUUCAGGGGACAAGCUCAACAAUAACAAGUUCUCUAUCUGCAGCAUCCGCAAUAUAAGUGCUGUUCUGGCAAAUAAGAGAGACUCUUGUUUUGUCGAAUCUGGCCAGCCUAUUUGUGGUAAUGGACUUGUGGAAAGUGGAGAACAGUGUGAUUGCGGCUACAGUGAUCAGUGUAAAGAGUCUUGCUGCUAUAGUGCCAAUGAAGAAGAAGGCAAAAGGUGCAAACUCCAGCCUGGCAAAAAAUGCAGUCCCAGUCAAGGCCCAUGUUGCACAUCAGAGUGUACAUUCAUGGAUACAAACAAGAGGUGCAGGUAUGAGUCUGAGUGUGCCAAAGAGGGUAAAUGCAAUGGGGCUACUGCUCUAUGUCCUACCUCCGAACCAAAGGAAAAUUUCACAACUUGCCAUGCAGAAACACAAGUCUGUGUCAAUGGGGUCUGCUCUGGCUCCAUUUGUGAGAAGUAUCAUCUUGAGGUAUGUACCUGUGCCAGCCAAGAGGGCAAGGAUGAGCCAGCUGAGCUGUGUCACUUGUGCUGCAUGGAAAAAAUGGACCCGAGCACCUGCAGCAGCACAGGCUCAGAAAGAUGGGCCGAAUUCUUUAACAGGAAGAUCACGACGCUGCAGCCUGGUUCACCCUGCAAUGACUUUAAGGGCUACUGCGAUGUGUUCAUGAGGUGCCGUCUGGUGGAUGCCGAUGGGCCGCUGGCAAGGCUAAAGAAAGCCAUCUUCAAUGCAGAACUCUAUGAGAAUAUUGCAGAGUGGAUAGUGGCUUACUGGUGGGCCGUGCUGUUGAUGGGCAUUGCUCUUAUUAUGCUAAUGGCUGGCUUCAUCAAGAUCUGCAGUGUCCACACCCCCAGCAGCAACCCCAAACUUCCCCCACCAAAGCCACUGCCAGGUACACUGAAGAGGAGAAGACAGCAGCAAGCGAACCAACAGGCACAGGUCCAGCGCCACACCCGUCAGUACAGGGAGGCCUAUCAAAUGGGGCAGAUGAGACGCUGAGACACUGGUCUGCUCUUUGCCUUGGUUCUUCUUAGUGCCUACAAUGGGAGCACUUCUCUCCAAAGAGUUACUUUUAUCCCAUACUGCAAAAUGUAAUGAACUUGCAACAGAAAUAAUUUCACUGGACAAAACCUGGAUUUUUUUUCAGGCCUAACCAACUCCUUCAGCACCUGUGCUAUGAGAGCCAGAAUAGCAGUGGUUCACACAGCUUUUAUAGAAAAUAAAUUACUCUUCCAAGGAGGGACAGGAAGUUUUGUGGUCUUAAUCUUUUUUUUUUUUACCACAGAAGAGGGGAGAAAAGCAGCUUUAUGUUUGAAUCGUCUUUCUCUGUCCUCCAUCUGUUACCCUUUUCUUUCCUGUUCUUCCUCUCUAAAGUGCUGCCAUGAGCACAAUAGCAGAACUGCAAGUCACAAGAGUUUUUGCUGCCAAUCAAAAACAUUGACACAUUGUGUUGGGAGGAAGCUUUUUGCCAGUGUAAUUAGGCUGUUUUAAAAGCACCAAAUGUUUUAUUUCUUAUGUUCUUUCAAUGGGUGUUUUUUUUCUUCCCUUUUUCAAAUGAAACUGAAUUCUCUGUAUGGUGAUGCUUUACUGUUUUAAUUCACUUUCUCAGGAUUAGUAAAACAGCAGCAAACAAGUAUACUGGGGGUAAGAGAGUACUACAGGCAUAUUUCAGGUAAAGUACUUCCUGGCUGAUGUCUGAAGGGUUGAGGACACUUAGUAUGAAAAGAAUGUAGAUAAUAUGAGCUUAAUAAGAUUGUAGUGUCAUCUGUUUUCAGAUGAAGGGUUGUGGAGGGGAGAUUGAUUAUUUGGAUGUGUGUAUUUCUUGUGAUACAGUUUUGCAGCUGCGUUUACAUAAAGGUUUAUGGUGUGGGGCUGAUAUAUGGUGAGAAUAGCUUUUUAUCAAUCAUACUUGUAUUCUGUAAGAUGUCUUGCCCUGGCUUGCUGAAAUUGUGAACCAACCACUUUGUGCUACAUACUGUACAUGUUGUUACAUUCUGAAUGAAAAUGGUGAAAGGAGAAUGUUUAAAGCUAACCUUGUGUGCACUACCAGUGAAAAGGUUUGGACACGUGCUCACUUUUAAUUGAAAGGGAAUGCGUGUCCAAAUGUUUUGACUGGUAGCGCAUAUAAGAAGUAGUUUUAGAAAAGAUAUUUUUGGGUGUGAUUGUUCUAGCUGUAUUGUAAUUUGUUCUCUUUUGUCUUCUGUUCUGUCCAAUUUCACACACUUGCAGUGAAAUAACAAUGUUAAAAUUAAAAGCAGUUGUAUCGUCUAGGUUUCUCUAGCCAGAUGAAGAACCUGUUGGGUUUAAAUGCAAGUGUGGAUUUUGCUUUUACUUGCAGAUCAGAUUAAAGCUACAUGCCCAGGAACUGAAUAAAUAGAGAAAAACUAGACGUUCUAAUUUUAUUGCUGCUGCUAAACAUUUAUCAGAGCAAUCACUAUGCGGCAGCCGUCGGCUGCUGUUCUGUCCUUUCUUUUGCUUCUGGUUGGGAUUUUCUUUUUAACCCUUGUUAUACAUUAAAACGUGCCUACUUAGAGCAGUGACUGAAACUGGUGUACCAAUGUCAGUGAUCUUUAUCAUGACUGAAACAUCCUCUGGACUGCUGAAACUGAAAUAAUGUGGCUUACAGCUUGGCAACAUACACUAUGAUGUUACAAGCAUUUUCAUAUUAUAUCCCACAGUUUUUCUCUGGAUAUAGUAUUAUCUGAUUAUAUUUACUCCACCGACUUGCUUUUGCUUAGUUUUCAGUUGCCUUUAGCCACAUUAAAUCAAGGUCAGCUUCACUGACAAACAGAUGAGAAUGCAGAAGACUCCAAAUCGAGUUGCUGGUAAAAGUAUAUAGUUAGUUUCUUAAAAUAACUUAGGAGGGAACAGCUUGAUGGAGCAAAGAUCAUAUUUUUUUAAAUUAUUUUCUUACCCUUGCUAAAGAGUUAUGAGCACAGCUGCAGCUCAGGAUUGUUUUCUGUGCAAGGUGUAAGGAUGCUGAUCAGAUCGAUUCUAUGCAGAGUAUUACAAAGCUCAACAGUGACAAUGUUGGCCUCUUCACAGAGAAAUGCCUUUAUUGUUGUCUCCUAAAUGGUGAAAUGGAAAAGUCUAUUGUGCUGUCAUAAGAAAAUACUCCUAUGUGCUACAGCAACAUGCAAUCUUCUGUCACUUUCACCGAUUUAGUUUCUUUUCGGUGCUACUGGUAGUGAUACUUUUCUCCUUUUUUUAUAUAUUUUUCUUGAUUUUUGACCAAUUUCAUGUGUGAGCUGCUUUGCUGAAUCAUCCAUAUCAUUUUGUUGACUUAGUAUGAUGAUGCUGGGUGUUUAAGGUUAAUCCUCUCUGGGAUGGUUUUCUUUAUUUUAUGUGUUGCUAUGCUGUUGAGAAAAUGUGCACUGAAGCGUAAGAAACUUAAACAGAAUGAUAUAUAUUCAGUACUACUGUCUGAUUUUUAAUGUCUCCUGUUUUUUUUGUGUGUGUGUGUGUGUUUUCAGUUGCCGCCUUGUUUAUAUUUACUUUUUUGUUCUGUUUCUCAUUCUCCUUGCUUUGAAAAUUUAGCUAAAUUCACAAAGGUAUUGCGCAAAAACUUAAUUUCUUUUGAACUACUUGAAAUGCAUUAAUAAACCAGAAUUGAUCAAA
Monopterus albus (swamp eel) is the source of this 5342-nucleotide messenger RNA. It is a transcript of the gene adam10a, whose product is annotated as ADAM metallopeptidase domain 10a. The transcript is spliced from 16 exons. The coding region runs from base 465 to 2723 and encodes 752 amino acids. Lineage: Eukaryota; Metazoa; Chordata; Actinopteri; Synbranchiformes; Synbranchidae. Gene Ontology annotation, biological process: Notch signaling pathway; membrane protein ectodomain proteolysis. The record is from RefSeq and is a predicted model, not a curated record. Gene Ontology annotation, cellular component: synaptic membrane; plasma membrane. Gene Ontology annotation, molecular function: metalloendopeptidase activity involved in amyloid precursor protein catabolic process.